AAAACCUCUCCAAAAGAAAAAAAGAAAUCUCCUCUUUGGCCAGGAAGCUCAGGUCCCACCCUAGGGAUUUCUGGGUGGAAAGUUGAGGAGUCCACAAUGGAUGGGAUGACCUUCCACAUCUUUGAGUUCUUUCUGACAGGACAAAAUCCUGCAGCAGAGACGGCAGUCCCUACUCUCCAAACUGCUCUUAUCUUACUUGACUGUCCCUAUCCCAGCCUGCCUGUUGUGGAUACAAGGAAGGACCCUUGUUCCAAAUGCCUCGUCCAGCUGGUUUGGCUUCUUGCCAGAAGUAAUACCUCCCCCCACACGCUGACUCCUCCCCAUGCCUUUGGUCUCAUCAAAUUGUCACCUGGUUUCCACCUUCCCUUCCCUAAUCCCAUUUUGGCAUUACUGGAGAUGUAAGAAAGCAGCUUGGUCCAGUGUCAGCUAGUCAGUCCAAGGUCAAGGCCAGGCAGGCUUUGUCUGUGGUUGUGCCUCAGUGUAGGCUAAAGUCAGGGCUCAGACUGACCUGGGUGAAAACCAGGUAAGAGUUCAACCUGGAGGCAGAGCUCAGUGCUUGGCCUGUACAUAGCCUAGGUGCUCAGCCUGGGGUCAGGGUUAGUGGCUCCAUUCCAGUCCCAGCUGGGUCUGCAUUUCCCAAGAGCUCACAGGGGAGAUGGGAUGACCACCCUGAGAGUCUCAGAAACCCAGCUGUGACCCAGGAUUAGUAUGGGUCACUAUCCAUGGUGCUACAGGUCACCCAGAAAGCCAGUGGUGGAGCUGGGACUAGCCCUAAGACCUCUGAGUCUGGAACUGUAGUCACUGUCCCCCAAGUCUGUUCUGAAUCUGGGAUCCUUGAGUUCUAAGAGGCAAAGCAAAUGCAUAUGAACUCUAGCUGGGCCCAGCAGGCGGACCUGACUGUCUUCUCCUACCCCCCGACCCCGUGCCAGGCACAUAGCAGGUGCUUUAGGAAUGUCUCCUGAGUGUCAGGUGCAGGAGGAGGAGUCAGUGGCCUGUUUAGAUUUGGGACUGGCGAGGUGACUUGGAGGAAGGAUCUCCAGCCCUUGUGAGAGGAAGCAGUGCUCUUGAGGCUUGCCUCCCUCCCCCUUCCUCCAGCGCCUGCAGUCACACUCAGGCCUCCCAGCUGGCCAAGUGAGGGCCCUUUCCUCUUUCAGGGUAAAAGGAAAGGACAUUUUUGGUAGAAAAGUCCCUCCUGCUCCCUGGGAAUCCCCGGUGGCCGGAAGAACUAUGGGAUAUCUCAGAGGAAACUGAAGGCGGGGGGCCCUCCUGCCCCCAGCACAAUGCACUAGACUUUCCCAUGUGGCACCAGCUGGCCUGUGGGUCUCCCAGACGUAGUCCCUUCCAGGCUCCUGCCUCCUGGUAGGCCUCGCAGGAGCCUCUGUGACCUGAUGGUCAACAGCAAGGCUGAGCACCUGUUGGGAGCCCAGGCCUCUGUGAGACAGAAGAAAGCAGAGAGGAAACAGAACAAGAUGGGAGUGCGGUGGGGGCUUGGCAGGGGGAGGAUGGCUAAGUAGCCUGGGAAGGUGUGGACCUAGGAGAUGGGGACUGAGAGUCUAGGCAAAGGGAGCACAGGCUCACCCAAGGCUGGGAGAUGAGAGGGAAAGGGUAUGCUGGAAGUCAAGGCCCCCACCACCUACUGCCCCAUUCUGUCCCUGGCAGGGCAUCUCCAGGUCUGUGCCUCUAGACGCCCACCCCUGCCUUGCCUGGCCAUGGCACUGUGCCUGAAGCAGGUAUUCUCCAAGGACAAAACGUUCCGUCCCAGGAAGCGCUUCGAGCCAGGCACACAGCGCUUCGAGCUCUACAAGAAGGCGCAGGCAUCGCUCAAGUCAGGGCUGGACCUGCGCAGUGUGGUAAGGCUGCCCCCUGGGGAGAACAUCGACGACUGGAUCGCAGUGCAUGUGGUGGACUUCUUCAACCGCAUCAACCUCAUCUACGGCACCAUGGCCGAGCACUGCAACGAGACCAGCUGCCCGGUCAUGGCCGGCGGGCCGCGCUAUGAGUACCGCUGGCAGGACGAGCGCCAGUACCGGCGGCCGGCCAAGCUCUCGGCGCCGCGCUACAUGGCGUUGCUCAUGGACUGGAUCGAGGGCCUCAUCAACGACGAGGACGUGUUUCCCACUCGUGUUGGAGUUCCUUUCCCCAAGAACUUCCAGCAGGUCUGCACCAAGAUCCUGACCCGCCUCUUCCGCGUCUUUGUCCACGUCUAUAUCCACCACUUCGACAGCAUCCUCAACAUGGGCGCAGAGGCGCACGUCAACACCUGCUACAAACACUUCUACUACUUCAUCCGCGAGUUCAGCCUGGUGGACCAGCGGGAGCUGGAGCCACUGAGGGAGAUGACAGAGAGGAUCUGUAACUGAGCCCAGGCCUGGACACUAUCGCCCAUCAGAUGGACCAUUUGAACUCAUGGUGGCUAGAGGAGGGGACUCUCAGGAGUUGUGCAGGGGAAUUGGAAGGCCUGGGGCCCCUCCACUUGCCCAAAACCUCUGGACCUCUAGUUCUCAGGAGUCUGCCCACGUGUCCCCUUACUGCUGGUGAAUGAAGACAAGAAAGGCUUUGAAGUGGCAAACAGAAGGAAAAGAGGAGUUAAACCUCUGGAUAAAGUCUAAGGGUGGGGUCAGGUAGGCUAGAGGACUUCUACUGUGAUACUUGACCCCUCUGUAGUGGUUCCAAAGCCUCUCCAGGGUAUGAAGACAUGGCUGAGGUGAUGGCAAGGUGCAAGAGUGAGCAGCCUGUGUGUGAGUGAGCACAGGUGCCAGUGUGUGUGCGUGUGUGUGUGCUUGUGUGUAUGAUUUUGACUGUGGGUAUAUGUGUGAGUGCUGGCUAUGGUAGACCCUCCCUGGCACAUAGUAGUAGGCCCUCCAUAAGCAUUGGGUGGAUGGAUGGAUGGAUGGAUGGAUGGAUGGAUGGAUAAAUGGGUAGGUGUAUGGAUUAAGAGAUUAGGAUCAUCAGACCGUGACCACUGUAGGAGUCACUGUCCCCAUUCAGUGUCUCUAACCAUGUGUGUGAGAACACAAGAUGUGGUGUAGAUGUGGCAUGGCACUUGAACAUUCCAGGCUACCAUCCUCCAUCAGCAUAAGUCCCGGGGAGCUGGGGGGGGUAGUUUAACGGGGAGCCCCACCCCAAGUUUCUAAAGCCCUGUCCACUGCAGACACAGAUUCUGAUUUGCUCAGCCAGAGAUGCCCCAGAGCUGUUAUUUCCAUCAUCCCUCUGCCUCCAGGAGAGCCAGAUUCUAGACAGCCUCCUGGAGUUAGGGAUGAUCCCUCAUGUCCAUGAAGGUCCCCUGGCCCUUAAACUGGGAAUCAUGACUCCAGACUCACUCCCAGAAUCUGAAGACCUGGCUCCUAGAAUCUAAAGCCCACCACAAAAUGAUCCUCCAGUCCAAGGAGUUGGUGCAACUUGAAUUGGGAACUCUGAUUCCCAAUUCCCAAAUCCUGAUUCCCAGUACCGAGGAUCAUGCAGCUGAUAAACAGAUUCUUCCAGGCUUGGAGAGCCCCAAUCCUAACAGUACCUGCCUCCUUCCCACCAUCUCUGCGACAUUCCAGCCAACUGGAUCUCAGUGCACAGCCCUCCAUGUAGACUGGGAUGUUCAUUAAGCACUCCACUACUCAGUAUCUCCGUGUGCAGCCCCGUGUGGGGAAACUGAGGAAGAAAUGGCUUUUGCCUUCCUAAGGCCUCCACUGGGAGGCCAGGAUGGAGAGCAAAAAGGAACCCAAGAAUCAUCCAGUCUCACUGUCUCACUGUACAUAGGAGGAAAUGGAAGCCAAGAGAAGAGGGAGAAAGUGUCCAUGACCUCGCUGUGGAACUGGACUAGAAACCAGGGGCCCUAACUCCUUGUCCACAACAAGGCCCAGCAGUUGCUGCACAGAGAUGCACAUGGAGAAGGGGCUUGGCAGACCCUCUCCAGGACACAACUGUUCCUGCUUUGAGCAAGGACCUCCAGUCUGAUGCCAGACUGCCCCACCGCCCUUUGGGUUGACUGGGAUCUGCUGAGCCAAGCAUCCAAAAUCAUCCUCUCUUGAUGACCUAGAAGCAGCCUGCCCUCUGGGGCUGGCCAGCUGGGCCUGGGACUCCUGCUCUGCUGCCUCCAGAGACAUUCCCAAGGAAAAUACGCUGACCUGGCAGCUUUGCCAGAGGCUCCGGAGUGAGGGGAGUCAGUGCUUUCUCCAGGGUAAACUGUGGCUGGCAAGACCAAUUCUAGGUUGUGGCAAGGGCUGAUUACGGGGAGGGGAAGUGGGAAAAUCUAUUUUUGUGAAACAGAGGGAAGACUUUAUCAUUGUUAUUUUUGGUAAAUAAAGGAAUCAAACUACA
This is a messenger RNA of Tupaia belangeri chinensis (Chinese tree shrew), 4311 nucleotides long. RefSeq names its product MOB kinase activator 3C (gene MOB3C). Bases 1608 to 2360 code for a protein of 250 amino acids. The record is from RefSeq and is a predicted model, not a curated record. The transcript has 3 exons. NCBI's taxonomy places the organism in Eukaryota, Metazoa, Chordata, Mammalia, Scandentia, Tupaiidae.